CCUUUCCAUGAUGCUUCAUGCUUCGUGUUUCGAGCAGCAGGCAACCACGUAGGCGGCAGUAGUUUUCAGUGCGCAAAAUACAAGCGAAUUUCAGAUAAAGCAAAACGAAGACUACUCCAAUUCCAUUUCAAAGGAGAGCCACAGGCAUCAGAACACCAGCACACCAGCACACCAGCACCAGUACCAGUACCAGAGUGUUUCUCUUUCUGCCUUUGUGUUGGCCAGCUCUCAAACAAGCACACUCGCACAGCCACACACUACACACUCAUACCAAACCACACAUACAUAGAUGUAUAUGUAUAUGUAGAUGCCUGCAUGCAUAUGGCAUAACAUAGGCAGAGGAAGAUAUUCAUUAGCUGGAUUUUCGAAUUCCUCAGUGCCCCUGCCCGGUGACAAAGUGAAGUGAAACCGACAGAAAUCUCUCCUAAUACUAGUAUGAGUAGUAUCUUGCAGUUUUCGAAAACUAGCUGAGCGAAAUAUUGGAAAUAUUUGAAAAAAAUUAACGCAAACAGUGACAUGUUGUGAGAGUGGAGUGAAAUACCUUCAGCAUCUACAGCUGGUAACAGCGCACAAAGUUUAAACACACAGAGAGGAGCAGACCCGAGAGAUCCGACCAUCAGACCAUACCGGAACGGAAAGGAAAGGAAAGGAAACCUGAGGAGAGGCGAAGAGAGCCGAGCCGAGCCGAGCCGAGCAGAGCUGAGGGUAGGCGCAGGUAGCGCAUAGGAAACACCGCUGCAAAAGUGCAACAGCUGCACAAAGCCAAAGCCGUACACCCUGACUUCAGUGGAAUUCCAAGAGCCCAGUCCCCAGUCCACAGUUCCCAGUCCCCAGCCCCGAGCCACGUCCUAGGCCAGGCCGAAGGGAGACCGAGCAAAGGCUUUGGAAGAAUGUUUAGUGCAAGACACAUACGGCAGCUUCAAGUGGCAACUGUGGCAGCAGCAGCAGCAGCACCAGCAGCACCAGCAAGCACAACCGGAUAAUAGUCCUUCGCCGAUGGUUGCGUAGUGGGUUGCAGUAGUGCAGAUGUAGCAGAGAGCAACAGUCGAGUCGAGUCGCCAACAUUCAGAAGAAUACUAAAUCCGCCAAAUCCCAGCAACCAGAAACCGCAAAACCAGAGCCGUUCAACAUCGACCGUAAGCCGUAAGCCCCGAGCCGAAGCCCAAGCCCAAUCCCAAGCCGUAAGCCGUAAGCCGCAGAGCCAACUGCUACUGCUACUGCUAGCCGGGCCCCAAAGCCGAGACCAUUUGCACGUGACGUCACAGCGUCAAGUAGGACACAGGACCGCGCGAAUUGCGCAUCUGCUUCCGGCGCUGCCGCGCAUCCGCGUCAUGGGCUCCCUUCAGCACAGCCUCUUCUAUGCGCUGGCCGCGGCGCUGCUGAUACUUUCGCUGCACCUCUCCGGCGUCUGCGGCGUCAUCGAUCGCCUGGUGGUGCAGACAUCGUCGGGGCCGGUGCGCGGCCGCUCGGUGACGGUGCAGGGCCGCGAAGUGCACGUCUAUACGGGCAUCCCCUACGCCAAGCCGCCAGUCGAGGACCUGCGCUUUCGCAAACCGGUACCGGCGGAGCCCUGGCACGGCGUCCUAGACGCCACUCGUCUAUCCGCGACCUGCGUCCAAGAGCGCUACGAAUACUUUCCGGGCUUCUCUGGCGAGGAGAUCUGGAACCCCAACACCAAUGUUUCCGAGGACUGCCUGUACAUCAACGUUUGGGCGCCGGCCAAGGCGCGUCUACGCCAUGGAAGAGGCGCCAAUGGUGCCGAGCACUCGGGCUCCAAGCCGGCGGACACGGACCACCUGAUCCACAAUGGUAAUCCGCAGAACACGACCAAUGGAUUGCCCAUUCUGAUCUGGAUCUACGGAGGGGGAUUCAUGACCGGCUCGGCCACCCUGGACAUCUACAAUGCGGACAUCAUGGCGGCCGUGGGGAAUGUGAUAGUGGCCUCCUUCCAGUAUCGCGUGGGGGCCUUUGGUUUCCUCCAUCUGGCGCCGGAAAUGCCGGCAGACUUCGCCGAGGAGGCACCCGGCAAUGUGGGGCUCUGGGACCAGGCGCUGGCCAUCCGCUGGCUGAAGGAAAAUGCGCACGCCUUCGGCGGCAAUCCCGAGUGGAUGACCAUGUUCGGGGAGUCGGCGGGCUCCAGCUCGGUGAACGCCCAGCUGGUGUCGCCCGUGACGCGGGGCGUGGUCAAGCGGGCCAUGAUGCAGUCGGGCACCAUGAACGCACCCUGGAGCCACAUGACCUCCGAGAAGGCCGUGGAGAUCGGAAAGGCGCUGAUCAACGACUGCAACUGCAAUGCCUCCAUGCUGAAGACCAAUCCCGCUCACGUGAUGAGCUGCAUGCGGGGCGUGGACGCCAAGACCAUUUCGGUGCAGCAAUGGAACUCGUACUCGGGCAUCCUCAGCUUCCCAUCUGCCCCAACCAUAGACGGGGCCUUUCUGCCGGCGGAUCCCAUGACCCUGAUGAAGACGGCGGAUCUCAAGGACUACGACAUACUAAUGGGAAAUGUCAGGGAUGAGGGUACCUACUUCUUGCUGUACGAUUUCAUCGAUUACUUCGAUAAGGACGAUGCCACCGCCCUGCCGCGCGACAAGUAUCUGGAGAUUAUGAACAACAUUUUCGGCAAAGCAACACAGGCGGAGCGAGAGGCCAUCAUAUUCCAGUACACCAGCUGGGAGGGCAAUCCGGGCUAUCAGAAUCAGCAGCAAAUUGGACACGCCGUGGGCGAUCACUUCUUCACCUGCCCCACCAACGAGUAUGCCCAGGCGCUGGCCGAGCGAGGCGCCUCUGUGCACUACUACUUCUUUAAACAUCGCUCAAGCACCUCGCUGUGGGGCGAGUGGAUGGGCGUGAUGCACGGCGACGAGAUUGAGUACUUCUUCGGCCAGCCGCUGAACAACUCUCUGCAGUAUCGACCUGUGGAGCGCGAGCUGGGCAAGCGUAUGCUCAGUGCGGUCAUCGAGUUUGCCAAGUCCGGCAACCCCGCCCAAGAUGGCGAGGAGUGGCCAAACUUCUCCAAGGAGGAUCCCGUCUACUACAUAUUCAGCACGGAUGACAAGAUCGAGAAACUGGCACGCGGCCCCUUGGCGGCCCGCUGUUCCUUCUGGAACGAUUACUUACCGAAAGUCAGGAGUUGGGCAGGUUGCGAUGGCGACUCGGGAAGUGCUUCCAUAUCCCCCAGGCUGCAGCUCCUGUUGCUGGCUGGACUGCUCUACAUCGGUGCCGCCUUGAGAACCAAAGGAGUUUUCUAAAAGAAAACCAUUUCGGGCAGUACCCAAUCACACGAAUACACACGAAAUCACACCCACACACACACAACACACACACCACACACACCUAAAAUUAAAACACAUAUAUUAAUAAAAAUUUAGCAAGCGGAAGAAAACCCGAAAAUGUUUAUGUAAAAGUACGAAUAGCACCCGGAAACGCAGAUUGUGCAGCAAAUUUGUUAACGGAUGAAGAGAAAACCUAGUAGAAUCGGUUAGCGCCGAUCCAAGGAUAACAUUAAAUGGCGAUUGCUGAACCUUUGUAAAUUGAACAAAAAAAAGAAGGAAAUUAGAGCUCUCUGCACCCCCCAGAAGAAGCCAGCUAAAUAUUGCAUAUCACACGAGAGUCUGCCGAGUGGAAAUCUGGCUGCUCUCCAGACCGGGAGACACCCAAAUUGUUUUUGUGUAGUACGACGCUGACGCUAAAUUGCUUGAUUUGUAGGAACCUGGCCCAGAGACGGAGACGGAGACAGUAGCCAGUAGCCAGUAGCCAGUAGCCAGUCUCCAAACAGAACUUUUGAUAAUUGAAAAUGUUUGUCCUGCCCUCGGGGCAGCCUGAAUAUGUUUACAUAGACUGGACACAGGAAUUCCAUUCCAUUCGCCCGUUCGACAGACAAAACCAGACACUUUUUGCCAGAGGGCGUGCGAGCACAGCCACCACGCCCACACCCAUCUUGAGCGCAUUUAAUGGCACAAUUUUUGCUUUCAGUUCGGAGGAGUCCUUGUCGCCUAACGAUAUUUGGCCAAAUUGCAUUGGUUUCAUAUUAGGUUGAGGGGGGUCACUUGGUCACUUGAUUUCGAUUUGCUUUCCCAGGGAAACCACACAAAUUGUAAGCACCCAAGAUUCUUAUGAGAACAACCAAGUGGAAAUUUUUGGAAAAUCAAACAAAACCAAACAAAAACGAAAAGAAAACACAUUUGUAUUGUACAAACGAUUGGCGUUGGUUUAUCGGAAGAAAAGAAAAGGAAAA
Messenger RNA from Drosophila persimilis, 4234 nucleotides. Its product is annotated as acetylcholinesterase. Gene Ontology annotation, cellular component: plasma membrane. The transcript is spliced from 10 exons. Gene Ontology annotation, molecular function: acetylcholinesterase activity. Gene Ontology annotation, biological process: choline metabolic process; acetylcholine catabolic process in synaptic cleft. Bases 1332 to 3248 code for a protein of 638 amino acids. The record is from RefSeq and is a predicted model, not a curated record. NCBI's taxonomy places the organism in Eukaryota, Metazoa, Arthropoda, Insecta, Diptera, Drosophilidae.